GCAGCCUGGCGUUGCAUUUUUUAUUUGACCUUCUCAAGCUUGUUUUAUUAUCUCAUGUAUCGCAAGACUUUGACUGCUUCCAGAAGACAAAAUAAUCGGUUUCCUUUAAUCUCUACUAGAAUAUCUCAUCAUGCCAUAACUCUCGCCCACAUUGAUGGGAUCGCCAAUGCUAAUCUUCGCUGUUUGGCUGCUCAUGCUUUUUUAAUUCAAUUUCAUCCUCAAAGGUUUUAUUCAGCUACGGCUGAAGCUCAAAACACUCCUUUGGCUCAUUCUUCCAUUGGUUCUGUUUCUAAUUCAAUUUCUGGUGGAUCCCAACACAUAAAGACUUUUACUAAAUCCGUUCAUCCGCAUGCUGCCACUUCAACCAAGCAAAAAGUCACUGCCGAAAACCUAAUGAUCCCUGAGCUGUUUUCUAGCUCAAUUGUUAGUAUGCCUACACCAAAAAUUAUGCCAGCCUUUGAUCCUCUCGAUGCUAUUUCUACUGCUCGCGCCAUGUCCAAAUUCAAACUUCGGGAGCAAAUGACUUUAAUUUAUGCAUGCGUUCAAACUGGUGACCUGGAUCGGGCCGAGGUCGUCUUUAACAAAAGUCUUCGUUCUAAUCCUACUGACAUGAUGUCUGAACUUCAGGCCCCAUUAAUCAAUCGGUUUAUUGAAGCUCAUUUGAUCAAAUGCUCCAAGUCGGAUUCCAACAAUCAUUUUCAAUCAUCUGAUGAUUUAUCACAGGAUAGCGGAAAUCAUCAAGAGCGUGCUCAACGUUGGUAUGAACGCAUGUCUGAACUUCAUGUCCAGAAAAAUGUUGAAACAUUCGCCAUUUUAUGCCAUUACUUUUUAUCUAUUGGAGACAUAGAAAAAGUAAAGUCGUUUAUAGCUGAUCUAGAGGCUGAUGGAUCGAGCCCGCAAAAACUUCUUGAAAGUCAUAGAUUUCAUACACAGGACGCUCGUGCACCUCUUGAAGCUCUUUUACGUAGCAUGGGAAAGUCUGUCGAUGCAACAAAUGAAAUGUCCAAUACUUCAGGCAUCCCCGAGCUUGAUGAGCUGAUGAUGUCAGUCUUGUCUGAUUCCAACAUUUCAAAUACUGCCAAAAACAAUAAUGCCGAUGUGGUACAGAAUGAUCUUGUUUCACUGGAUUCUGCUAUAGGCUCAGAUUCUCUUUCAAAAACCGCCACGUUUACUCAACAAGAAUUGGAUAUUAUAGAAAAAGAGCGUGUCUCGGAUCUUGAGUUUGUGUCUACAACAGGUGUCAGUAUUUUGAAAUCAGCUCUGUCCAAAAUGAAUGACACCCAUGAAAUGAGGCAGUACAAUCGUCAGAUGUGGUUGGAAGAACGUUCCUAUGCAGCUGCAUUGGAAAAGCAAAAAGAAUUUAUUAGUACACUUCCCACUAAAAUUCGUCAACUUGCCCUUCUUCCAGCAAAGCUUAUGGAUACUUUGAGUCGAAUGCUUGCACCAGUGAUUCAAGAAGAGCUCGAUAAAAUCAAUGCUGGCCAUAAAUCUUUAGAAACGGGAAUCAUUAUUCCCUUGUUGAAAUUAUUUUCUGUCAAGACACUUGCUUAUAUCACCGUUCAGGAAGCUCUCAGAAAUCCUUUUUUUAAAAGUAGCGAGACAAACAACGGGUUUCCUAGCAGUCAUGUAAAAUCAAUUUCCAUUGUCUCCAAUAUUGGCAAUGCUUUAGAACGAGAACACAACACUACUCAAUUGCAAAGCAAAGCCAAUCAGAAAAUAGCCAAACUCGAGUUUGGAAUUCAUAUAUUACAUACUACUGGUCGGCUUGCAGAUUACACUACUCGAAAGAUUGCUGCUGAAAUGCUCAAGAAACAGACUCGACUCAAUGACAUUUGGGUUCCUAACUGGGGCGAAGAAGCAAAAGUCAAAAUAGGCACGUUUCUUCUUCAUCUUCUUGUUCAAGCGGGCAAAAUAGCUGUCCAGGUUCCUGAUCCAAACAAGCCUGGUCAUAAAAUGAGUAUGGAUGUACCAGCUUUUGAGCACAAAGUUUUGUCUAGCUAUGGAAAAACAUAUGGUUAUAUCAUUCGACACGCGGCGGUCAUGGAAAUGAUGGAAAAUGGAUGUGCAUCUGUACUACCACUACAUCUUCCCAUGUUGGUCCAGCCUCGACCGUGGCUUUCUUGCAACAGAGGUGGUUAUUUGCAGCAUGGAUCCCAACUGGUUCGUAUUUUAAACAACCCAGAGCAUAGAGAGUAUCUUAAAGCUGCAGAUGAGGCAAAUCAUUUGCCCUUGGUUCUACGAGCUGUGGAUAAACUAGGUUCAACGGCAUGGGUGAUCAAUCCAAUUAUAUACAAGGUUGCAUCGACGUUUUGGAAUAAAAAGGAAUCAGCACCAUCAAUUCCCAAGCCGAUUGUCAUCCCAGAAAUACCUAAGCCGUCCGACUACGAUACAAACCCUGAUGCCAGAUGGAAAUAUAUCAAAAAAAACACAAAGCGAUUGCAGCAGAUCAGUAAUAACCAUUCUCAGCGAUGUGAUCUCAACUAUAAAAUGGAGAUUGCAAGAAAAUAUCUAGGAGAAACCAUAUUUUUCCCUCACAAUCUCGACUUUAGAGGGCGUGCCUAUCCCAUGCCGCCCAAUCUAAAUCAUAUUGGAAAUGAUCUUUGUCGCGGGCUUUUGAAAUUUAAAGUGGCAAAGCCAUUGGGAGAAAACGGCAUGAGAUGGCUCAAGAUCCAAGUAUCUAACUUGGCUGGGAAUGACAAGGCAUCAUUGGAUAACAGAGCCAAGUUUGCAGAGGAUCAUCGAAAGGAUAUUAUUGAUUCAGCAGAGCAUCCGUUGGAUGGCAAGCGAUGGUGGUUAAAGUCUGAAAAUCCGUGGCAGCUUUUGGCAACUUGUAUAGAGCUCAAUCAAGCUUGGAAAUGCGAUAACCCGCUUGAGUUCAUGUCAUCUAUUCAUAUCCAUCAAGACGGUAGCUGUAACGGUUUGCAGCAUUAUGCAGCACUUGGAGGCGACGUGGAUGGUGCAAAAGUAGUUAAUCUGACACGAUCCGAAGUACCACAAGAUGUAUAUAGCAGUGUAUCCAAUCAGGUUAUGAAGCUUGUUAAGCAACAGGCAGAACAAAACGUACCCGAAGCGCUGUUGCUUCUCAAUCGUAUUAAUCGUAAACUUGUUAAACAGACUGUCAUGACAAAUACCUAUGGCAUUACCUUUUCUGGUGCCCACGAUCAAGUGCGAAAUCGUCUUUUAGAGGCACGUGUCAAAGAAAGUGGGGACAAAGCUCUUACGGACGAACAGCUUCAUGCAUGUGCGCUGUUUGCUACACGACUUAUUUUUCAAUCUAUGGGAACUAUUUUUGAAGGCGCGCGAGCUAUUCAAGUAUGGCUAAACGAAACGGCCAAUAUCAUUGCAAAGAGUAUUCCGGCAGAAGACAUUCCGCCACAGCAGCUUCAAGACUCGUUGGCUUUGGAACAGAUGGGUCUUCUACCCAAAUCCACUAUUGUAUUAGAAAAAGAACGAAAAUUGCUUCAAAAGGAAUUGCUUAAGCCACUGCCUGAUUCAAAAGAAACCAUGUCCGAGUUUUCAUUUUUGGAAGAGGCAGUUAGAGCAGAUCAUGAUUCAAAAACUGGUAUGGCUAAAGGUUCCGUGUCAGAUGUAGAUUCUUCCAAGUCCAACAAGGCAAUGAUGAUGGCGUUGACUGAGAAACCGACUCUUACCAUUAAGCCAAAGAAGGAUAAUGGAGUACCUGCAAGAAUGACAAGCGUGAUUUGGACCACACCUUUAGGAUUUCCCAUUGUACAGCCAUAUCGCUCGCACGAAACAGCUGAAAUCAAAACAGCUAUGCAGUCAUUUACCAUUUACAAUCAUAAUGAUCCAGCACCGGUCAAUGCACGAAAGCAAUCGACGGCCUUUCCACCCAAUUUCAUUCAUUCAUUAGAUGCAUCACACAUGAUGCUCUCUGCGAUUGCGUGCGAUGCAAGCAAUAUUGAAUUUGCAGCAGUGCAUGAUUCGUAUUGGACCCAUGCAUGCGAUGUGGAUGAGAUGAACAAGAUUCUUCGCGAAGCUUUUGUACGAUUGCACUCUGAAAACAUCAUGAUUCGACUACGAGAAGAGUUAAUUGAGCGAUACAAGACUCAAAAGGUUAUGGUAAAAGUACCCAUCAAAGGAGAUCGAAACGUUGAGAUGUGGAACCAACACCUUUUAGCGACUGGACGAAAACAAAAGAAAAAGGAAAGUAGUGUGGUUGCAUGGGUAGAUAUUGCAUUUGAUGAAUUGCCCAAACGGGGAGCUUUUGAUAUUCAGCAAGUUCGUGAUAGUAUUUACUUUUUUCAUUAA
Batrachochytrium dendrobatidis JAM81 is the source of this 4269-nucleotide messenger RNA. RefSeq names its product DNA-directed RNA polymerase. Gene Ontology annotation, molecular function: mitochondrial promoter sequence-specific DNA binding; protein binding; DNA-directed RNA polymerase activity. Lineage: Eukaryota; Fungi; Chytridiomycota; Chytridiomycetes; Rhizophydiales. The transcript has 2 exons. Gene Ontology annotation, biological process: mitochondrial transcription. Bases 55 to 4269 code for a protein of 1404 amino acids. Gene Ontology annotation, cellular component: mitochondrial DNA-directed RNA polymerase complex. The record is from RefSeq and is a predicted model, not a curated record.